Chondrus crispus (carragheen) is the source of this 696-nucleotide messenger RNA. RefSeq lists its product as hypothetical. Bases 1 to 696 code for a protein of 231 amino acids. The transcript has a single exon. Lineage: Eukaryota; Rhodophyta; Florideophyceae; Gigartinales; Gigartinaceae. The record is from RefSeq and is a predicted model, not a curated record.
AUGUCCACCAGAUGCAAAAACCAGACCUUGUUUUUAUUUUUUGUUGUUGUUAGCAUCGGCCCCGUGUGUCAUCAAACUGCUCUCGCGCCUUCUAUUGCGGUCACCAUUAUCCAAAGACGUAACAAAACAUUCGUUUACCCGAUGCUGCCUCAAUCGCACUUUCCAUCCCACCGUAAUCACCAUAUCGGUACCAUAUCGGUACCAUAUCGGUACCAUGUCUUCCACUCCCACUCUCACCCACACACCAACUCAAGCCCGCCCCACACCUUCUCCACCACCAAUGACAUGCUCCGAUAUCCCGGGCCAGUUGCCUGCACGGCCUUCGCUUUUUUUCGCGUCUUAUUGACGGCCCCCAUUCCCGCUUCCCGCCAUUGCCUUUUGGUUUCCGAGUUGGCCUUGCCGCCGGCCUCGGCCUUAAUAAUAGUGCGGGCGAAAUUAAUAAAUCUAAGAAUGUCUGAAGAGAACCAUCCCCCCUCAUCCCCGCCUCUUGUUAGACUACUUUCACAUGUCACCUCGAGCCCUUGUUUAACCACUAGUGCGGAAAUCGGAGAUGAGGUCUGUGUUCUGUGGCCCAGGCCCUACUCGAUUCAGCGAGAGGUGUACCGCAACUCCCCUGAGGAGACACGGGGGCAUGCACGAUCCGAAUCUAAAUCUUUUGAACAGCAGUGCUUUGUAGCGCCAUAUUCCGCACGAUGA